UUAAAUAUUUUUUUUCAUUCUUUUUGUUUCUCCAGUGUACUGGAAUCCAUACUCAAAAAGUCAUAAGGAAGAAGUCCAUGGAGCUGGAAGAGCUGGCUGAAUACUUUUUGGAGAAGACUAAAGUUUUAAAGAAAUGUCUAUUGCUGCGAAACAUGGAUAGUUCAUCCAUGAAUGUGAUCCAGUCCAUCCAAGAAUAUAUUAUCCAGUUGAAAAACUUGAUGUUGAAAAUGCGUGAAGAGGUAGAUUACAUCCAGAAGAACCUUAAAAACUAUGAAGAACUUCAGAAGAAGCUUCAGGAACUGGAUCAGAGAUUGGAUUAUUGCAAUCAGAAUAUCCCACUAGCUCUAGUGCAGCAGCUCUCUUCAUUAACUAGAUUGGAAAUGGAGAAGGUUAAAGAUCAGAUACCCAAGGAAGAAGCAUUAGGAGUUAAACCAAAAAAAAACCCAUUCUUCAAGUACCUAAUGUAUAUCACAUAACACCUGACGAAUUUAGCGGUGUACC
Limulus polyphemus (Atlantic horseshoe crab) is the source of this 501-nucleotide messenger RNA. RefSeq lists its product as uncharacterized. NCBI's taxonomy places the organism in Eukaryota, Metazoa, Arthropoda, Merostomata, Xiphosura, Limulidae. The record is from RefSeq and is a predicted model, not a curated record. Bases 78 to 476 code for a protein of 132 amino acids. The transcript is spliced from 4 exons.